GCGCGGGGGCGGUGACUUCACCUUUCCCCCCUCCCCUCCCCUCCGAACCGACCAAUCCGGAGGCGGGAUGCUCCGGAGCGGUUCCGAGCCAGCGGCGGACCAAUGGCGAGGCGGCGUCUUGGCGGCGCUCUGCCCGCCUCUCGAUGGUCGCGGGAGGCCGCGGGGGCCUAAGAUGGCGGCGGCGGCGGCGGCGCCGGGGGCGGAGGGGCCGGGGCCGGGCCCGGGCCGAGCUCCCGAGGAGGAGCUGCCCCCGCUGGAGCCGGCCGAGGCCCGGAGCCGCCUGGAGCGCAGCGCCCGCCAGUUCCGCAACCGCCGCAAGGUGCUGAUCCGCGGGCUGCCGCCGGACGUCAGCAACCAGGAAGUCCACGAGCUGCUGAGCGACUACGAGCUGAAGUACUGCUUCGUGGACAAGUACAAGGGCACCGGUGAGCGCGCUGCCCCGGGGCCGCCGUCUCCUCGCGCUCCGAGCCCGUCCCGCUCUGACGGCGCCCCGCCUCUGGUCUCUUCCUUCAGCGGCCCCCGUCGGACCCCGUUUAGGAGGCGCCGAAUCUCGGCGGGCGGAAAAAAAAAUAAUAAUAAAAAAAAAAAAAUUAGCGAGCCGUGGGGCUUAGAGCCCCGGGAGACGUCGUAGGUGCGGCAUGGGGGUUGCGUUGCCUUCCGGCGGGGCGGGGACGCUUCUCCUGCUCGCCGCCGACCCCGAGGGCAAAGCCCAAAGUCCCCGGCGGGCAGGAAAAGCUGCUGGAGCUGCAUGGGCCGCCCGGGUGUUUCCCCGAGGCGGUAGCGGGGCCGUUGUGCACGGAACUCGGCCGGGUUUAACCCGCGAUGCUGACGGAGGGCGUCCCGGUUGCUUUGGCGGGGCUUAGCCGCGGGCUGCCGCCACCUCGAGCGCGCGAGCACGGUGGUUUCCUGCGGGUUCGGGGAAACUAACGGUGUUUAGGGCGGCCGGAUCGGCC
This is a messenger RNA of Cygnus olor (mute swan), 953 nucleotides long. RefSeq names its product ribonucleoprotein PTB-binding 1-like. The record is from RefSeq and is a predicted model, not a curated record. Lineage: Eukaryota; Metazoa; Chordata; Aves; Anseriformes; Anatidae. The transcript has 2 exons. Gene Ontology annotation, molecular function: nucleic acid binding. Bases 68 to 631 code for a protein of 187 amino acids.